CACCGACCACGGACCCACACGGGCACCCGAAAAUAUCUCCUUCCCUUUCCACUCCUCAUCACCUCCGCUUUUGCGCUUUUCCAAGGGCUCAGCGACUCCGAGAUGGACACCGGCGAGCCUACGGGUACAGCGGCAGCGGCGGCGGGAGGAGAGAAGCGGGCGAUGCUGCUGCGGCAGAUCACCGAGGAGGGAGGCUUCGCCUUCGUGGCCUCCGCGGAGAAGGCGGCCGCGGGGGACCUGCGCGCGGCGGAGGCGGCGCGGGAGAUGGCCUGGGAGCAGCUGCACUCGGGGCCGUGGAGCGAGGUGGAGCCUGCGUGGCGGCACGCCUACGCGCUCGCUUGUCUCCACGUCGCGAGUCUCCGCGCCGGUGACGACCGCCGCGCGGCGCUCCGAGCGCUCGACAUGGGCCUCAUCAUGGGUGGCGACCUCCUCCGCGCAGAGCUCGAAGCAGCCAUCGCGCAGGUCCCUGCCAAUGGAAAUCGCGAGGGCGAAGGCGACGGUGCGGGAGACGCCGGCAGAAACGUGGAGAGGUGGAGGGAAGGGCUCAGUAGGAAUCGAGACCUCGGCGAUGCGCUCAAAGUUCUGCCGGUGAAAUCCCUAUCUUGUAAGCAAAUCGAGCGGCGGACAUGCAUUUCUUUGGAGGCAUUUAUACAUGAUUACUUUUUACGUGAGUCCCCUGUUAUACUCAGUGGCUGCAUUGAUCAUUGGCCUGCAAGGACAAAGUGGAAGGACAUAAAAUACCUAGAGAGGAUAGCUGGAGACCGCACUAUUCCUGUCGAGGUUGGAAAAAGUUAUGUUUGUAAUGAGUGGAGGCAGGACCUUAUCACAUUUUCACAGUUUCUUGAGAGAAUGUCGUCACCUGAUUGUUCUGCAAACUUGACGUAUCUAGCCCAGCAUCCAUUGUUUGACCAGAUAAAAGAGCUUCGUGAAGACAUAGUGGUUCCUGAGUACUGUUAUGCUGGCGGUGGGAAACUCCAAUCGCUCAAUGCUUGGUUUGGCCCUCAUGGGACUGUGACACCAUUGCAUCAUGACCCACAUCACAACCUUUUUGCUCAGGUCUUGGGCAGAAAGUAUAUUAGACUCUAUCAUGCUUCCAUCUCCGAGGAUUUGUACCCUCACAUGGAAACUAUGCUAAGCAAUACGAGCCAGGUAGAUCUUGACAACAUUGAUGUUAAGGAAUUCCCAAGGACAGAAGAUCUUGAAUUCAUGGACAACAUAUUGGAGGAAGGUGACCUGCUUUACAUACCACCAAAAUGGUGGCAUUACGUGAGAUCUCUUUCUACCAGUUUCUCUGUUAGCUUUUGGUGGCGCACGUCAAUUCUUCCUUCACAGGGUUCAUGACUUUAGUGUUUCUAUCAUCAGGUGGUAGAAAGUUUUAGAAAAAACUUGAUUGAACCCAUGUUUCAUGAUCCCCUAUUUGUGUGGGUAGCGUUGCUACAUUGGGUGUAUAUCAUUAUUUUUGUGACAAUGAUUUAAAUAUUUGACCGCUAGCAUACAAUUUACUAGCGGGUACUAGUGUGUUAUUGCUCUUA
Messenger RNA from Triticum aestivum (bread wheat), 1532 nucleotides. Its product is annotated as lysine-specific demethylase JMJ30. The record is from RefSeq and is a predicted model, not a curated record. NCBI's taxonomy places the organism in Eukaryota, Viridiplantae, Streptophyta, Magnoliopsida, Poales, Poaceae. Bases 103 to 1341 code for a protein of 412 amino acids. The transcript has 6 exons.